Molecule: messenger RNA, 2075 nt
Organism: Protopterus annectens (West African lungfish)
Lineage: Eukaryota; Metazoa; Chordata; Ceratodontiformes; Protopteridae
Product: ras-related protein Rab-39B-like
Exons: 2
Coding region: 485-1132 (215 amino acids)
Molecular function (GO): GTP binding; GTPase activity
Source: RefSeq, a predicted model, not a curated record
CUUUCUCCACCUGUGAACAGAAUAUUACUUCUCGCCAGACGAGGUAGUCUAACAUUAUUGCAUGACCAUCGUCUUGCGUUUUUACAGCUAAGCCAACAAUUAUCUCACUAUCUUACUAUAGUGGGCCCGGUAACCCCUGUCCAGCGACUCGAAACCACAUCACCCAGGUGCACCUAAAACGCGGCCCUUCGGGCACUGCCAUCUAACCUGGGCAGUGCCUACCUCUUGCACGUGGAUUCCGUUCCUCCCCCGCCUUUGCUCAGACUCUGCUACUUUCGUCACAUGAUGCUCAGACAUUGGUUCAGUAUCUUUACCGUUCGCACCGUAAGGAGAAGAGGUGCUGCGGAAUCACCAUAUUAUAAGUGAAAGUAAAAAAAAAGAAGAAGAAAAACCGCCUUCAAAAACCCACGUGACUUGCUCUAGGUUGUGGAUCGUUUUCGUCGCUUUUUUUCACAUAAAGGUAGAGUGAAAUUGUCACCGUGUGAUGGAGGUUCCUUGGCAGUUCCAGUUCCGCAUCAUCGCCCUAGGAGACUCCACAGUUGGCAAGUCGUCGCUGCUGCGUCGGUACACUGAGGACCAGUUCACAACCACCUCAGACCCAACUGUUGGUGUGGACUUCUACACUCGUACGGUGACAAUGGAUCCAGAGCGAGGUGGCCCUGUCAUUAAACUGCAGCUGUGGGACACAGCUGGCCAAGAGAAGUUCAGAUGUAUUACCAAAUCUUAUUAUCGGAACUCGGUAGGUGGUCUUCUUGUCUUUGACUUGACAAGUCGUGCAUCCUUUGAACACAUCAAGGGGUGGUACACAGAGGUUGUGGAACAUGUGAUACCCAACAAAAUAAUUUUUCUUUUGAUUGGGCAUAAAAAUGACAGAAUAGAAGAACGCAAGGUUUCUCGUGAUGAAGCUGAGAAGCUGGCUCAUUCCCUGGGAUGUAAAUACAUGGAAACAUCUGCAAAAACUAACAGUAAUGUGGAGAGGGCUUUUGAGCUGUUGACUCGGUCAAUUUAUGAGUCUCUGAAAAUGGGAGAUAUUAUACUGAGGAGUGAUUGGGAUGGCGUAAAGGCAGGGUACAACACCAGGGCUCUUGAACCUGAAGAGACAGAAACAGAAGUAAAGAAAUGCCAGUGUUGAUGCGACAGCUACCUGUGUUUUCCACUGCCAAGCUCAUUUUGGAGACAUUUGCACUAAGACUGUAUCUUUGGUGUUCUUGUUUUAAUGUGUGCACUUUGCAGUAUGGUCUGUUCAACUGAGCCACAUGCAGAACAAACAUUCAGAACACAUUUGCUAUUCAAGCAUGGCUUUUCCCAUGCCAUCAUUUUGUUCAUAUGGACUCAACAUUGAUCUGUAUAUCUUAAGUCUCACUACAGAUCACAGGAAAUACUGGUGCUCACAGGUCACGAGUCUAUCAGAAUACUGAAUGUGUCAGAGAAGUAAUUUGCAGUUAGAAUAUGUGAUGUAUUGGCAUAUUUCAUGUCCUAAGUAUUGUUUGUAUUAAAUUAUUUUUUUUUUACAAAAGACUAUAGCAGAAUGUUUUCAGUUUCUCUCAGUUCCCAGUGGCCAGGCCAUAAAAUUUUUGUUUUGUUUUGUUUCUUCAUCCUGAUGAGAGAGUUUUAACAACUCCAGUAAUAACUUCCUCCUUGAAUCUUUUGACAUUCAUUUUCUUCAUCCCCUUUUUCUCCUCAUAUGACUGUCAAGUGAUAUGAAGAAAUUAUGUUCACAGUGUGUUUUAUGUGUGAUUGUGUGUGUGUGUGUGUGUGUGUGUGUGUGUGUGUGUGUGUGUGUGUGUGUGUGUGUGUAUGUACAUGUACAUGCAUGUACACGAAGGGGCCCUGAAGUAUAAUCCUGUACCAUAUUUAUUUUGUUUUAUUUUGAUGGGAUUUACAUAUGAGCAUGAUUUAUAUGUACAAUGCACUGUAUGUAAAACACAGUAAAUUCUACUCAACUGCUACUGUAAUGUAAGCAGAUGUUUCUUAUUUGCACAUUUCUUUAAUCACUUGCUCUUUUCUCAGAGGCACGUAUUUCUCACCUAAUCCAAAUUUUGCAGAAUGUUCUUGAUUUUGCCAAUUUUGCUCUG